CUCCUUGCCAUCAUAUCUGCAGUUUGCUUCCAGUAUCGGUGCUUUCACAUGUCUGAUCCAGUCACAGGCCGAGAAAGGGCCCGCAAGUUGGUCCAGGGGAUCUCCGAGAGACAUGGAUAUCUCGGAGAAGAUGUUCUCAGUCUGAUGUCGGACGAGGUCCGUCGCCAAGUCGAGGAAGCGAUGCUAAGGAAAGAUGAGAUGAUUGGGUCUUCUGUGGUGACAUUGUCCAAGAACCUUUACAAUAGCAGCGCGCGCUUCGUUUUCGAGCUGGUGCAAAACGCCGAUGAUAAUCACUACACGGUAGCCAGAGGGCGCGGAACUGUUCCCUCGCUUGCCUUCCACGUCUACCCGCGUCGUAUUGUCAUAGACUGCAAUGAGGAUGGCUUCACACAUGAAAACCUUGUGGCGAUCUGCGAUGUCGGAAGGAGCUCCAAGACAGGUGCACAAGGUUACAUUGGUGAGAAAGGCAUUGGCUUCAAAUCAGUCUUUAUGGUAGCCUGGAAAGUGCAUAUUCAGUCUGGUGACUUUUCCUUCUCGUUCCGCCAUAAGCCAGGAGGUUCGGGAAUGGGGAUGAUCUCCCCAAUUUGGGAGGACGUUGAGGAACAGCUGCAGAGACCGAUGACCCAAAUCACUCUCUAUCUCCAUGAGGAUACGGCUCCGCGUGAAACCGCUAUGCAACAAUUUCGUGAUCUUCAGGACACCCUGCUGUUGUUCACAAAGAACCUCCAACGGCUAGAAGUCUCUAUGUAUGACGAUAAUGAAGAGCAAAUAUCGUCAACGGUGUUUGCAAUUAGCAGCCAGAACGAAAAUCACAAGGUGCUGAGAAAAACAGUCAUUCGAGAUGGUACAACGGAGGAACUCGCGCGGAACUACCACUUGACCAAAUACAUCGCGCACGGCCUUCCUCGAAGUGAGAAUCGUACAUAUACUGACAAGGAAGAGGGGGCCCUGGCGUAUAGUAGAGCAGACAUCAUACUCGCAUUUCCAGUGAGCCAGGAUUUUGUACCGAUCAUUGAACCACAGGAUGUUUUUGCCUUCCUUCCCGUCCGCAGUAUGGGGUUUACCUUUUUGAUCCACUCAGACUUCGUUACCGAUGCAAGCCGACAGGAUAUCGUCCGCUCUUCGGCGCGAAAUCGCAAGCUACGAACUGAAAUCGCCAACGCCUUCAAUACAGCGAUCUUAGAGAUGUGCAAGCAUCCUGCAUUACGAUAUACAUGGAUGCGCUACCUUCCUAAACGCGACGGACAUCAUUGGGAUCUUUUCUGGGUGGACCUGUUGGAUGAGUUGAAGUCACGAUUGAUAUCGAGUCCGAUUAUACAAGGCCGUACCAGUGGACUUUGGUAUCCCAUCGAGCAGAUGCGGCACCCUCUCUUUCCAGAUUUGCCACGGGAACAGUAUACUUCUGCCCAUUAUGCGGAAGAAGACAUUGCGCGGCUCAUGGAUUAUGGGCUAAGCUUUAUGGCAAUGUCUGACAUGAUUGCAAGGGCUAGGAUGGACCUUCAAUCCACACAUUCCAAAAUGAAGAACAGGGAGACCAGCGAGGACUGGCACUCUCUUGCUGCGACAGCCCUCAGCCACUCCUUUCGCUUGGGAUUUGAUACCUGUAUGGAGGAGGUCAAAGCUCUGCCCUUGAUUCCUCUGACAACGGGCAAAUGGUGUAUCGAGAUCCCCAGCAGCCUUGGAAUUGACCUUGUAACUCCACGGGCAGCGAGUAACCCACAGCGUAAACAGCUGUUCAAGGAUCUAGGGGUCCAGCAGGCAUCUGUCGAUUUCGUUCGGAAGUUGAUCAAGGAGAAGUCUUCGGGGCUUUUUGCUACUCCCAUGUGGAGGGAACGUCUGCUUUUCUUGUAUUUCACAGAACGUCUCGGUUCCACUAGCUCUCAGGCUCUACUCAUGGAAUUAUUCAACGGUAAGGGCCCGGCAUUUUUCGAUCAUAAGGGUCAGAUAAAACAGCCAAAGUUCGACCCGGUCUACUUUCCCAAUGAUGAUCCAUAUGGUGCGAAGGCACUGCUGGAACCCAUUCAAGGCGGAGCUCCAGGCUUAAACGUCUCGUUCAUUAACGAGGAGAUAUAUUUACGUGAUCCUCCAUCGUGUCCUCCAAAUGAGCAACGAACAUGGAUCGAGUGGCUACAACAGGUAUUCCAUGUCCGGGAGACCGUCUCACUCAUAGAACCGAGGGAUUGCCUGUCAAAAGCCAGACUAGGGCGAGAAUGCCUUUAUGUCGCGCAGCACCGACCGGAAAAAUUCAUGGGGCUGCUUUUAACCUGUUGGGCGGUCGACGGGUCUAGGAUCAUUCGACAGCCAGAACUGGUGGAUGAGAUUCGCAAGAUCAAGGUACUCUGCGAAAAUGGCUCGAGAUAUCCAUUGGGCAGUACCUACAUUCCCAUCCCGGACCGGAGGGCGACGGUUUCAAGGUUCCUGAAGGACCAGAAGUUCUUCCCGUGGUUGCAAUUGGAUCAGCCCAUGGAUGGAGGGAGCCUUACACAGCAGUGGAUAGUAUUGACAAAGGCUCUUGACUUUGGUCAUCCCAAAUCUCAAACUCACUUUUAUCUUGACAUACUGGAUUAUCUAGAUUAUGCUCUGCAAGAUGGGGCCUCUGAAGCGAGCCAGAUGUUUGACCUUUAUGUCCACAUGCAGAUGGAAUGCCAUGCCAAUCCGUCUGCUGCAGAUGCAGUUAGGGACGGUCUGUAUAAGCGUGACAGAUACAUUUGGAUUCCGCUGCAUACCUGUGCAAAUCUGGAUUAUUGUCUUUGGGAAGCACCACACCAUAUGGCGAGCAAGUACCCCCUCAAGGCACUGUUUACAGAAUACUGUCGGCAAAAACAGGCAGAUGCUGUGUAUCUCAAAGACUUCUUUCAAAAGACGCUCAAAAUCCCCGAUGUUAGAGCGGAUGAUCUCGUGGUCGAGCUGGCGAAGCUGAAGUCUGACAAGUGUAGCGAUUUUGACCAAAUCAGCUCAGUAUAUUUGAAUCUGCAUCGAAUGUUCAAAAGGCUGUCUCCAAGGACAUUGACGACUUACCGAAAACGGUUUUCUGAAGAUGCUCUCAUCUAUGUGCCCCCCAAUUGGUACACCACGCCGGAGUGCCUUUGGUCAACGGCUACCUCUAUUCCUGGUCGCAUUGCACUCAAUGACCAUUACCAGGACUUGCAAGAACUGUUUGUCCAUUAUUUGGAAGUUCAGACCCUGACCAUGCAAAUGGUCGUCGAAAAGCUGCGAGACCAGGGUCGGGCGGGCUCGUCUUCCGUGGCCGAGGUCAAAAGCACGAUUUGGACCUUGAACUCUUUACUCCAGGGUCAACAGGCAGAUAUAGCACCUGCUGAGCAGGUGAUAAACUAUGCUGUAUUUCCUGUUCGGUUUCCGCACGGUGGUGUGCAGCUUCAGACUUCUGCGAGUGCGUUUGCAAUUGCAGAUCGCAAGCACCUCUUCAGUUACUUUAGUUCGAAGGCCAACCUGCUAGAUUUUGAGGUCGAUGAAGUCCCACGCCUUGAGCCAUUCAUCCAAUGGACUGGACUGAAUGGCCGCUACUUAUCGUUGUGUAUCAAGGAGAUCACAAUGGUGGGGGGAGACCACGCUCGAGAUUUAUCUAAUCCUGACCGCGACAUUUCUCAAAAGGCACACGGGCUCCUUCGCGUUGCAGUCCAUCUCAAGAGCCCUCGAGUAGCUCAGGAUGAAUAUGUUUUUUAUGAGGCCCUCAAAUCAAUCAGCAUGAAAGAAACCAACGGGAUCUCAUCUGAGCUUCAUCUCAAUCAGGAUGGGAGGGAUAUCAAGGUAGAAGUUUCUAGGAGUGAAUUGCACCUCGAUGACCGAGAUGGCCAGCUCACUGUGUAUAUUCCACAAGACAAGCGAACUCAAGAAAUCUGUUUUCUUGGCCGCAUUCCACUGGCUCUGCUGCAGUGGAUGAUGACCAACCCAUUAACACAGAUUACCCACGAGUUCAGCGAAAGCUUCGUCACUAUCAUCCAGACCCUCCUGCAUGCUAAGAGCAAGUACGUCUCGGAUCUUUUGGACCUCGCUGGUAUUAUGUCCAUUGCGAGGGCAGACGACACAGUUGUUACGGCAGAGAAUGAAAGCCAGCAAACACAAGAGAUUGAAGAUCAGCAAUCGCACAGCGAUUUAUCAUCGGCUGCCGUUAGUAACAGCUCAAUUAUUGUCCAGCAUACCCCUCAGCGUGAUGGGCCCGUACAUACGCCACCUCGACCGAGACAAGACUCUUGGGUGUCAGAAACUACUGUUGUCUCUGCCUCAAUGCGGUCCCUCCCUGUAGCUCGCCCAUCUCCAGUGCUCCUACAGAAUUAUACAAACACGACAGCCGACCCCGAAUACUACCAAUUGCUUUCAUCUGUGCUCGCGUCUGCUAGGAAUGCCAUAUUCCCCAGCCAAGGUACCUUCAACAUGGCAGGUCUGGACGACUCAAUCACAUCGGUUGCAUUCUCCGAGACCAUUCGUCUGCGGGCCUCUGACCAGUUUGAACGGGACUUCAAGGUCGGUGCAGCCGGAGAACUAUUCGUAUUCGAACUCCUCUCAAGACUAGACCCACCCCUACCUGCCUUCACCCGCGACAACUGGCAAAGCGUGAUUCGCAGAUUCGUCACAAUUCUCCCCGAGUAUUCCAACAUGACAGCAUGGCAUGGUCGUGAGACAGCAGAUAUUACCUACAAUGAUCAGGAUGGAGUUCUCACCUCCCUCUUCAUAGACAAAGGAUACCUACGGGAUGAUGUGUGGAGGGGAAAGACACCUCGGUUCUACAUAGAAGUCAAAUCUUCUACUGCGGACAACCGUACGCCUUUCUUCAUGAGCAAGCACCAGUACCGACGGAUGCAAGAGAUGUCCAACGGCGAGACACAGUCUGAUAACAUGGACAUGGUGUAUGUGAUCUUCCGAGUGUAUAAUCUAGGACAGCAGGGCAUGAGGAUGAAGGUUUACGUGGAUCCAGAAAUGAUGCGCGUGAAAGAGGAGUUACUAUUUACUGCCGAGGGGUGGUCGGUUGUUCCGGCUUGAUGAUAUGUUUCGAGAGUGG
Molecule: messenger RNA, 5017 nt
Organism: Aspergillus costaricaensis CBS 115574
Lineage: Eukaryota; Fungi; Ascomycota; Eurotiomycetes; Eurotiales; Aspergillaceae
Exons: 10
Coding region: 49-4998 (1649 amino acids)
Source: RefSeq, a predicted model, not a curated record